AUGUGGAACAAUGGAAGGUGGAUGAAUAUCGGAGUAGAAGUUGUUUGCACAGGGUUCGUGAUCCAUGAAGAAUAUGAUGGUGCCUUUGGUUUCAAAAGUUGCCGGAGCACCUGUAGAAUCGGACUGGUUGCCAAUUUGGAUGAAAUCGCCAUCCCUAUGGUUCAGUCGGCCAAUUCACUCGUCGUCCUUGCCGUCGCGAAUCGCACAGCCGAGAGGACGUACCUCCUCUCGCCGGCGAUGUGCUCAUCCGGCCGGUUUUUUUUGAUGGCCGUGGGAUGCACUGGUUCGCGUGGCGGCGAUUCUCCGGUCACUGCACUGCUGUGCCGGCGGCGGCGAUUCUUCGACCGCUGUGUUUCUGUGUCGGUGGCGGUGAUUCUCCGGCGGUGGUAG
Molecule: messenger RNA, 390 nt
Organism: Striga asiatica
Lineage: Eukaryota; Viridiplantae; Streptophyta; Magnoliopsida; Lamiales; Orobanchaceae
Source: the annotation of a GenBank genome assembly